Messenger RNA from Tyto alba (common barn owl), 2254 nucleotides. RefSeq names its product TLR adapter interacting with SLC15A4 on the lysosome. The transcript has 3 exons. The record is from RefSeq and is a predicted model, not a curated record. Lineage: Eukaryota; Metazoa; Chordata; Aves; Strigiformes; Tytonidae. Bases 284 to 1510 code for a protein of 408 amino acids. Gene Ontology annotation, biological process: regulation of toll-like receptor signaling pathway.
CCCCUCCGCCCAGAGGGGAGCGGCGGCCGGUCAGCCAGCAGCCGGUAGGCCAGCCCGGCCCCGCCGCAGCCGUCUGCCGGGAACGGCCCGGCCGAGCCCAGGCCGCUGCUCUCGCCUCCGCGUCGCCCGAGCCCGCUGCAGCGGCCCCGCCCGGCAGCUCUGGGCCCGGGGCUCCGGCCGGCCGUUCUGGGCGGCGGGGCGAGCUCUUCCCUGCUCCAGCCUCACUGCCUGCCUCUGCUCGCCUGGGCCUCCGCACCGCUGCAGGGCAGCAAAACUUGCUUCCAUGAUGUUUAAAAAGUGCUUUGGCAUCCCAGGCGCUUCCCGCGGUAGAAAGACCCACGUAGGAGCGUGGGCCCGGGCUAGUGUGGGUCGCUCUGGAGCCGGGAGGUGGCAGCGGAGAGGCGCCCGUGCUUCUGGGCGGGGGUUUAGGAAGCCGAUCAGAGGAGGCGGCACCAGAGAGCCGGGACGUCUGCUCCGCAGCUGUAGUGGGAGAGUUCUGGACUGUGUGAUUAUCCGCCUCUCUUACCCGACUAGGAUUGGAGUACAUGGAACUCUGGUGAUUAGACUGUUACUCACACUUGUCGUCAUGUUGGCAGAAGGCAUCUUAACUAGACUCAUCUAUAACGAAAGCUGUCAUCAAGAUAAGCCUCUCAAAUCUCAUGCAUCCAAAAAGGAUAAAGUGGAAAUCUGGAGACAGAAACUUUUAGACGACCCAAAAAUUAAAGGCUUUGCUGAUGGACAUAAAAAGCAGGAUGAGGUGUCUUCUAGACAUAGUAAAAUGGAACACAGAAGCAGUGCUCAGUGGAGAUCUGUAAAAGAGGUACCUGCAAAAGAUCAGAAAAUACUUGUUAAAGGAAUCGUAUCACCAGCUUUAUAUAUCCCCAAAAGAGAGCAAAAUACUGAACAGGUGGAUUUGUAUAGAUCCUGGUCAUGCAACAGCAUUUAUCAAAACUACCCUGACUUACAUAUUGGGGGAGAUCAUGUGGGGGACCAUAUGUGUGAUUCAGGUUGUGUUUUGGACCAAGUGUGUGAUGAACUUCCCAAUGGCCCCGUUCUGCUGUCCAUAGAUAUUCCCCUAGGUCAGUCCCCUCUCUCUGAGUAUCCCCAAAAGCCAAGUACAAAGUCCCUGUCUGGAGAUGAAGCUGGAGAAAGGAGUAUCAUGCUCUGCAAGGAGCCUCUGUCAAACUCCAUGCUCAACAAGUACAUGGAAACAAAAGUGGCAGAGCUCUAUAAACAGUUUUUUGAAGAAAACUUGACCAGGUGUGGUUCUGUAACAAACCUCCUCACUUGCAGUUUGCUAAGAAAUAACCUGAAUCAGAUAAGCUUUCAGAUAUCACAGGAGCAGAACAUAGAAACGUCAAAAGCAAGAGAAGUGCUUUUGCACUCUUUAGCUUUGUUUAGUUUGUGCAAUGCUACCAAUAGAAAUAGUUCUGAAUUUAGUACUCCAAACUUGCAAAUCUCAAACCCGGCAUGCAUGAAAAAGAGCUGGAGGAUGCAGUUUACAUCGUGAUUGAUCUACUUAGCUGGAGAGAUGAAUACGAUUCGGAUAUGAAUAUUUCACUCCAAGGAUUAUUUUGGCAAAUGAAAACAUUUACACAUUAUGCACUUUUUCAAAUAAGUAUUCUAAGGCUUAAACCAUACUUUGUCUUCAUUAACAGAGGAAGUAAAGGUCACUUUUUUUUUUUCUAAUACAGAAUUCAAAAUUAAUUUCUCUCUAAAAUACUAGUCAACCAUAUUUUUACAAUGUACAUGUCCUCCUUCGAAGACUCUGACUGUAUGAGUAAUUGUUGUCAUGUACCGUUGGAUUUACUCCUGCAAGAAAAAUUAGUCAAGAUGUGUACUGAUAAAACUUUGACUUAAGAGAUGGAUCCACCCAGCCAGUAAGAGAAUCAAACUGUCUUUGCUGGACUUUGGAUUGGGCUGUAUAGUGGAAGCCCAAGUUUUGGACAUUCAGGUUCAAAUUUUGCUCCUACAAAGUUUGAUCACAGUGGCUGAGAAAAUAUUUCUUUGGCUUGAAAAUCUUGUCAGCAGCUGGAGGUGUUCUGGACUCUGGAUUAUUUUGUAUGUAUUGUCAUACACAGGAAAUAUAUUGACGUGAUAUAUGAAUAAAGAUGAAUAUUAUUGCAUAUGUAUGUACUGCCUAGGUGGGGUACGUUAUAGUGAAAAUCUAGGUGAAAUAGUUGAUCAAGAUUGUAAAAGUAUUUGAUUUUCUGUAAAACAUGUUUUUCUUUUAAAUAAAUCCUUACCUCUGAUG